Messenger RNA from Fulvia fulva, 2286 nucleotides. RefSeq lists its product as uncharacterized. The transcript has 2 exons. The coding region runs from base 1 to 2286 and encodes 761 amino acids. The record is from RefSeq and is a predicted model, not a curated record. Lineage: Eukaryota; Fungi; Ascomycota; Dothideomycetes; Mycosphaerellales; Mycosphaerellaceae.
AUGCUUUCUUCACAUUCAUGUAUACUGCUCUGGGGUCUGGCGCUUGUCGGUGGGUGCUGCGCCGCAGGCGCUCCUUCACCUGAACAGACAGCUGCAACGAGCACUACUUCGUCUUCAAUCUUGCCAAACCCGACCCCAACAUGGACGAACAGCACACAUCAGGCGGCCGGCAACUUCUCCUUGUACGACAAGCUACCCAGCUUAUGGUUCGAGACAUGCGCAAAUAACAAUCAGAAUCCUCCCUGUACAGCUUAUUGCCGCAGCAAUGAUACUGAGUGUUUACGAGCUGCGGAUGUUGUGGUCCCUGCUUGUGCCGGCUUGUGGAAUACCUACAACGGCCAUGUCUUUGACUGGCGUAUCAGCGGCGGCGUCGCUCCAUCUGGAUGGUCUACUGUGUUGUCCACCUACGGCGCGGAUGCUAUUCCUUCGACGACGACAGUCAAUGUCUACACGAGUUUCAGCACUGCGAACGCGACUCUUACGAGACAACACCCAACAGAUGCUCGACUACCCAAGGUCACUAUCACGCCAGUCUACGCUGUGGGCAACCCAGUUCCUAGCGUAUCUGUCGAGACUGCAUCGCCGUACUCUGGUGUUGUGAGCUACAUCACAGCACCGCAGCCUAGCUGCAGGUAUGCUGCUUUGAAGACGACCAAUGAUUGUGGCCAAUGCUCGAUAUACGGCGGGACUGUGGAGCUACUGUUCUGGCCUCCGACAACAAGCACAACCUCUGCUGGGGCACCUGUGAUCACCAAGUCCACGGUGUGGGACGGCAUCACGCUGUUCUCGCCAACGGUCUACAUCUCAUUGUCAACGGUGUACGCAUCGAACUCAUGCAUGCAGGUCGGCCAGAAUCACACCGGUACAUUGCUGGCCAUGAAGCCUGAGGAUGUUUCAACACAGAUUCACAUUGGCGGGAAGGUCGCUGCUUACACCUAUGGUCGGGUCGACUAUGCCGAUCUCGUGGGAUUGCCACCACUGGACGACUAUGAGGCACAACCCAGCUGCAUCAUGUUCGGCUGCUCGACUAUCUUCCCGACUUACAGUCCAACUCUUGUCGUUCCCAUGGCCCUGCGAACUCUUGAGGCGGACUGGAGCUCGUGUGUGGCGGCACUUGAAGGCUUAUACGAUCCUCCAAUUGCAUUGACAGAGGCUGCUGUUGCGUUCUCGAUCACUGCACCUAGCCGGCCAGCGCACACUGAAGCAUACACGUCUACGACGCUCAUGUUGCCCUUGGCCUCGGAACAUAUUCCACUCGCUGCGCCAACGCCGACACCUACCACAAGUCAGGAUCAUCCCAAUCAGAUCAAAGCCAGCUCGAUCGUCCAAGGUCUUGAGAGCCUUCUCAAUGGCGGUGAAAUUGCUGUUGGUACUACCAAAGCAGCCGGCGUUACCUCCUCCGGAUCUCUUCCUAUCAGCUCCACGCUUGAAUUCGCACCACUCGAUUCGGACCAGAGCGCCAGCAGUACACUGCUAUUGUCUCUGUCAGCGUCUCAGCCCGAUGAUGGCUACACGUCAAAGGGCUCUGUGCCUGAACAUACCACAGCCAGGUCCCAGGAUGACAGUCGCUCGUUCUUGCCUGGACCUCACGCGCCGUCUGCGCUAUCGUCAACACACACUACUACGUCGACUCACAGCAUCGAAAACGAUACUCCUCAGCCCAUAGCUGUGAGCCAAGACGACCAAGGCAACUUCAUCGUCAACGGCAAGACAUUUGCUCCAGGCUUGCCAGUCACAUUGACUCGAUCUGGCACGACGGUCGCGGCAUCGAUGCUGACCUCGAGUGGUCGAACGUUCAUCGCACUCGGUACUGCAUCCACUGUGCCACUUGGCGAUAUCGGUGCAGGCUCCUCGUACAGCCUACCUCCUGUUGUCACAGCCACGUCCUCCAUAUCGCAUGCGGUCUACACAGCGGCAGGUAUCACAUUCGAGGCGAAUGAAGAUGGCGAACUGGUGUUCAGCAGCAAGACCGUGGCCCUGGGCGGUAGCGUUACGCUCGGCUCGGGGUCUUCGAUCAGAACAAUCUUUGUGACGAAUCUGGGCAAUCAGACAGCCAUUGUGGUGGGCAAUACUACGACCGCGCGGCUUGUGGUCGAAACGUCGUCUUCGACAAGUCACAUAUCGCACGACUCCGUUGGACCGACCUCGUCGAGACCGGCCAAUAGAAGCGGUAUACCGCAGUCUACGACGGCAACUCCCCCGGACAGCAAUGCAGCGAUCCUGCGAACCGCCGGGUUCGCAAAUAUAUUUUUGGCCAUCCUGAGCGGUAUCUGGCUUGGCACGUAG